CACAAAAAUGGCAAAUGUUGCAUAUAGACAAGUUUGAAUUUGAAUGCUGCAAUACACGGAAGUGUUAAAAAAGUGUGAAUUGUAAGAGUGACAGAAUUGGAAAUCGUAACACUCUCAUAUAUAGAAAUCGAAUUUCAUAACAGAUAAAUCGAUCAAAGCGCAAACGUCAGCAUCGUCGUAGUCGUCCCUUAACCGAAAAGCCCUGGGAAACCGAAAGCCUCGCCAUUGUACCAAAAAAAAAAAAAAACGGUACGAACGAGGGGGCGGCUUUGGGUGCUGUGUGUUCUGUAACAGCACACAAAAAUCAUCUGCAGGCAGGCGGGCGUCAGCAUCAGCUGUGACGCUUGCAGCGACAGCAGCAUCAAAAAGCUUUGCGGUGUUAAGAGGCAUAGCCAAAGGCAGCAAAGAAGACAUAGCAGCAUAAUCAUAAUAAUAAUAAAUUAAGAGUGUGUGAGCGAGUGAAAGCCUCGCAGCUAUUCUUAGACUAUUUGCGCAAGUGUCCACCUAUUAAGCAGAAGCAGAACCCGCAGCAGCAGCGCCGCCAAGGACCACGCCCACGAUCAAAGGCCGCCCAUCAGAGCAGCAGCAGAUUUGUCGUUGCCGGCGUCACUGCUGCGUGAAUACAACGUCAUCGUCAUCAACGGUUGCAAUUUCGUAUAUAAAACCAAAAUUUAUGCUUUAUAUCGUCACGUGGCGAGCAGUGGCACGUCGGGUCAAGUGCAACAGCAACAGCAGCUGAGAGUCGCUCAAAUACAAUUGCGACACAAAAUGUUAUUUGCCGCUGCCGCUGCCGCCAGCGGUAAUAAAACCGUUCGUUUGGGGUCGGCUGCUGUUGUUGCUGCUGCUGCAGUGCCGCCGCCAGCUGCGCUGCUGCAGGAUCACCAUCAUCAUCAGCAGUUGACCAUCAAAAACUGUUCUCAAUCGCAGACGGGCGAGCGCAUUUCGGGUACAUCAGCAGCCAAGUCAGUCGCAUCCUCAGCCGUUGCUGCGCCAGCUAAAGUCGAGCUAAUGGAGGCUAUGAAGAAAUUAGAUGCUGAUCUGGUUGCAUUGUUUGCCACCGCCGUUGAGCCCACCUCAAUGGAUCAGCUAAAGAAGCAGCAGCAUCUGAAUAAAGUGGAGCAACUGUGGACGGAGCAGGAGCUGCCGGAACAGGUGGAGGAGGAGGAGCUACCAGCAGCAGAAUGCAUGGCUCGACCCCAAGAUCAGGCCACGCCGGAGCUUUUCAAACAGGUGAAUGCCUUGCAACUACAUCUGGAGGCCUUAACCCUGCAAGCGGAGGGCACCAAACUCAUGGAGCUACUCCAAACCGAAGUGCGACCCAUUUUCACCGUCGAAUGUCAGUUGUCCAAGGAGUUGAUCAAGUCUGUGCCACGUGCUCCGAUGUUUCACCUAAUGCAAUUCGAAUCGGAGAAGUUCCAAAGCCUGACGCAAUGCACCCGUUUCGGACAGACCCAGCAGCGCCAGGUGCAAGUAUCUGAGAUGCUGGAGAGCGGCAAUGAAAUGGGCAGCAUUAAUUUUACGAUCUGGUGGCGCGAGCCUGGCACCUGCCUCAACGAGAUGCUCGGCAUGGGCUGCUUGCCUUUGGCAGAACUUUACCAAGCCUCACUGCUGGAACAGUGCAAAUGCAUCGCCGUCCAGCGAAGGGAUCUCCACUUGGCCAGCUUGUAUCUGAAGAUCAGUUUGCGUGCCGAUCAGCAACUGAUGCACUGCAAGACUGUUACCAAUGGACAGACACCAGCUGAGGGUGGCAACAACAACAACAAUAGCAGUGGCAACAAUAAUAAGAACAACAACAGUGCAGCUGCCGCAGGCAACAAUAAUUGCAACGGCAACAGCAACAACAGGGACUCCUCAAGGGCAACUGCAACCACGCCGCCAACAGCGAAUAACAAAGUCUCAUUGGAGAUAGUCAACUUCAUGGCCGAGACGAGCAAAGUGCGUCUGUUGCGUGGCUAUAUCUAUGCCAGUGAGACACGUCAUCUCUCCGCCAGCGAUGCCGGCAACAGCAAGGAACUGGUGCUCCAACCCUUCUGGCAAUCGCAGCCACUCAGCGUCCAAAUGAAUCCGGAUGGCGCCUUUCAGCUAAAGGAACAGUUCGCCAUCCUCAACGACGAGAAGUUUCUGCAUAGCGUGGAGCGACAACAGUUAAUGCUGGAGGUGCGUCCACUGGGUGGACAAGUGCAUCUGCCACUGCAUCAAUUUUACAUCGCCUACAGAGAUGACAGCAUUACCAAUCACCUGUGCAAGGGCAAGUUGCCCGUCAUUUCCAUUGAUGGCUGGACGCCCAUUGUGCAUCCGGAGACCCAAAAGCAGCUGGGCGAGCUCAAAGUGCUGCUGGCAAUUGGCAGCGAAUCGCAGAUCGCACAAUUGAAGCAGCUGCGCGGUUUCGAUCCGGACAACAAUCAGCAACCACUGCGACGCACCACAGAUCUGCUGGACAUGCUCCAAAAUGCGCUCGCUGCCCCAGCAACAGCCGCAACUGUGACAACUUCAACGCUUGAGAAGAUUCCGCCACCAGUCACCAACUCCCCGUUUAGCUUCAGUUUGCAAAUUGUGGGUGCUGCUGGGUUGCCUCUAAAUCCUGGCUAUGGCAAGAGUGGCAAGAAGCAGCAGGCCAAGCGGCAGGCGGCAGCCAAACGUUUUCCGCCCAAUGAGCCCCCAAACACUUAUGUGACCUUUCAGGCUCUGGAUUGCAGUGGGCAGCAGACGUACAAGUCGCACGAGGGCUUAGUCUAUGCCACGCCCAUUGUGGAACUGUCAACGACACCGCAAUGGCACAGCAAGUUCCAAGUGCAGGUGUCUGUCGAUUACCUGAGCAAUCCCCAGAAACUGUUUAUUUUGAAGGUGUGGAAGAAGACGGCGUUGAGUGCGGGCACAAGCAGUGAACCGACUCCUUUGGAGGAUGCUAUCAUUGGUUUUGCCGCUUUGAAUCUGAAUCGCAGCAGCGCCGGUGGUUUUCCCACUGGUUGGCACAACAUUGUCGACUUCAAUGGUCGUGUGACUGGUGGCCUCGAGGUGCAUGUUCAAGCGUUGCCUGCUCCCGUUCCAGGCAGUGUGGACAAUGCCAUCGAUCAGUUUGAGCAAUUGCCGGAGUUGCGGCACUUGCAGCUCGGCCAGGCCAUUAAGCGCAAAUUUACAGAACUGGAGCAAAUCUCGAAUAGAUUGCGCAGCCGGCUGGUGAAUGUGACAGGGGAAUCGCUGCAAUCGCCGCAGUACGAUGUGAAUGCAGCGCUGGACAAUUGGCAGCCGGAGGAACUGCAACAGUGGCAUGAGGAUGAUGAUCUGGUGGCUGACUUUGAGCGUGCAUUGCGUACUCCAACACCACCGCCACCGCCACCUGCAACAGCAGAGAGCGCAGAGGCCACCACUCCCACCGCACAAGGCCGAGCCGAUGCUGGCAAGGAAUAGCCCCGGCUAAGGCUCAAUUCUCUUCUAGCACAUCAAUUUAGUAAAAAAGGAAAACAAAGAAAAACAAUUUACACACUUUUUCACACACUCUCGAUGUCUACGCAACGGGCUCAAACGUAGUAGUUAUAUGAUCUUUAGAUAACCAUCUAUAUAUAUAUAUAUAUACAAUUAUAUAAACAUAUGUAGUUAUAUAUAUAUUAUCAUGUGCUGUACUUAAAUUUGGCAAAUUAUUUGUCACAAUUCACAAAUUCACCUUUUGAAUGGCUGUCGAAUAGCAUGAAAUCAAAUCAGAGGCGAUCACUUGGCGAUCGCUUCCCUAAUUUGCCAAGAUAUAAACAAGCAAUUAUUGAAUAUUGUUUAAGUCAACUGUGUUAUUGAGCAUACUCGACAGCGAAUACCCCCUAUAAAUAGUGUUAAACCCACAAUUGGCUCGAUUCGCCAUUUAUGUAUUAGUUUUGAAACUGUGUUAAUCACCUAAGUAUUUAGUCACUAUUACUUAAUACAAAUUAAAUGCUAUGCAAAUUUAAAAA
Molecule: messenger RNA, 3938 nt
Organism: Drosophila grimshawi
Lineage: Eukaryota; Metazoa; Arthropoda; Insecta; Diptera; Drosophilidae
Exons: 5
Coding region: 769-3408 (879 amino acids)
Biological process (GO): centriole elongation; cilium assembly
Cellular component (GO): centriole; centriolar satellite
Source: RefSeq, a predicted model, not a curated record